This is a messenger RNA of Camellia sinensis, 1734 nucleotides long. The record is from RefSeq and is a predicted model, not a curated record. NCBI's taxonomy places the organism in Eukaryota, Viridiplantae, Streptophyta, Magnoliopsida, Ericales, Theaceae.
ACUCUGCUGGAGUGCUAGUGAUCGCAGCUCUCUCUCUCUCUCUCUCUCUCUCUUAAUAUCUGUCUGUCUCUCUCUCUCUCUCUCUCUCUCUCUCUCAGCAGAUCUAAACUACGAUCCAUGGCGACGAUCCAGUCCGUCCAUGCACGACAGAUCUUCGACAGCCGCGGCAAUCCUACGGUCGAGCAUGACUGUUUUUGUUUACAUAGCAGACACAUGCUUAAUGCCAUUCAUGAUUUUGGCUUCUUUCCAGGAACCUAUGAAGCCCUUGAAUUAAGAGAUGGUGGGUCAGAUUACCUUGGGAAAGGUGUAUCAAAGGCUGUUGAGAAUGUCAACGCAAUCAUUGGCCCUGCUCUCAUUGGCAAGGACCCAACAGAUCAGGUUGCCAUUGAUAACUUCAUGGUUCAACAACUCGAUGGAACUGUAAACGAGUGGGGUUGGUGCAAGCAAAAGCUUGGAGCAAAUGCUAUACUGGCCGUGUCUCUUGCAGUUUGCAAAGCUGGGGCUAGUGUCCUGAAUAUUCCCCUUUACAAGCAUAUUGCCAACCUUGCUGGAAACAAGAAGUUGGUGUUGCCAGUUCCUGCUUUCAAUGUCAUCAAUGGCGGAUCACAUGCAGGAAAUAAACUUGCUAUGCAGGAGUUCAUGAUUCUACCAGUGGGAGCUUCCAAUUUCAAAGAGGCAAUGAAAAUGGGUGUUGAAGUAUAUCACCAUUUGAAGGCUGUAAUUAAAAAGAAAUACGGCCAGGAUGCUAUAAAUGUUGGUGAUGAAGGUGGCUUCGCUCCCAAUAUUCAGGAGAACAAGGAAGGCCUUGAAUUGCUUAAAGCAGCUAUUGCUAAAGCCGGCUAUACAGGAAAGGUUGUUAUUGGAAUGGAUGUUGCUGCAUCUGAAUUUUAUGGAUCAGACAAGACCUAUGAUCUGAACUUCAAGGAAGAGAACAAUAAUGGUUCACAAAAGAUCUCAGGAGAGCAGCUCAAAGAUCUCUACAAGUUAUUUGUAAGUGAAUACCCUAUUGUAUCAAUCGAAGAUCCGUUUGACCAAGAUGACUGGGAGCACUACGCCAAGAUGACAUGUGAAAUUGGUGAAAAGAUACAGAUCGUGGGAGAUGAUCUCUUGGUUACCAAUCCCAAGAGGGUUGCAAAGGCAAUCAAGGAGAAAUCUUGCAACGCUCUUCUUUUGAAGGUUAACCAAAUUGGAUCCGUAACUGAGAGCAUUGAAGCUGUAAAAAUGUCCAAACAUGCUGGUUGGGGAAUAAUGGCCAGUCACCGCAGUGGAGAGACUGAGGACACUUUCAUUGCUGAUCUCUCUGUGGGUUUGGCAACGGGCCAAAUAAAGACAGGAGCCCCAUGCAGAUCAGAACGGCUUGCAAAGUACAAUCAGCUCUUGCGAAUUGAAGAGGAGCUUGGCUCUGAGGCAGUGUAUGCAGGAGCAAGCUUCCGCAUGCCAGUUGAGCCAUAUUGAGCAUGGCUUGGACAAUUUUCCGCGCGGGAUUUUGGCUUUGGAGUUUCACUCGGCGUUGAAUAAAUCUACAUGUAGGAUGGGUCGUCAGCAGUCUAAUCAGACCUCUGAUGCCUGUUUUUAAUAAAUUACCACUGAAAAAGUUGUGUUGAGUACAAAAAAAAUGAACUGGGAAACAAUGAGGGUAAGAACAUGGUUUCUUGUCUCCAGCUUUAAUUAGUAUAUUUCUAAUUAGAAAAUGCAUUGCUGAAUGAUGCAUGGUUUAUGUUGUGCAAUCUUGAA